This is a messenger RNA of Zygotorulaspora mrakii, 1098 nucleotides long. RefSeq lists its product as uncharacterized. The transcript has a single exon. The record is from RefSeq and is a predicted model, not a curated record. Lineage: Eukaryota; Fungi; Ascomycota; Saccharomycetes; Saccharomycetales; Saccharomycetaceae. Bases 1 to 1098 code for a protein of 365 amino acids.
AUGAGAAGGCAGGAGGGAACACUAGUAAUACUGCUUAAGGAUUACAAAUGCCCCGCAAUUCCUCCAACUAAUGUCUAUUUUGUCUUAAAGUUUGGCAAAAGAUGUGUUCGCUUCAAUGGGCAUUCAGGUGAAAUGGUUUUGGAAUUGGAUUAUAGCGACUUGGAAUCUCCUUUAGAAGUAUUCAUGUUCCAGAGAAGAAAUGGCAAAGGAAUUUCAACUGCAACUCGAAGACGUCAAUUGGUAGAUAAGACCUCAAGCUUUAUUUUUGAGUUUCCAUACACAACAAAAACAGAAACUCUUACCGAAUGGCAAUCUUUUGAGGUGGAGUUUUUUAAUUACCAGAUUCUGUUGCUUUUCGAUAUUGAAUUUUACCCACGUAGCCCCAUGCUACCUGCAAAAGAGGGCAAUCAGGAGGCCGAUGGCCUGACAUUUGAAAAAAAACCAAAUAAUAUGUCAACUUCGAGUGAUCAAAAUGGUCCACCACAAAGGAAAGCUCAGCGUAAUACUCCCGAUUCUGAAAAGUUUAAACAAAAUCGCUCAAAGAAGCGAAACCAUUUCAGAAUACCACUAAUUUCGAACCUUGUGAGAGAUUCCUCGACCCGCAGAACAAAGGAAAAUUCAGAUUAUGAUGGUACCAUAUUUUAUGAUUUGGAUGUGCAGUCUGGGGUGAAAGCUUCUUUCAACGGAUACAAGCAUGGCUCCUCUAUCAAUUCUCAAUCUCUGCUUUCUCCAAUGAGUUCAGGAGAGCUAUACAAAUAUAUCAAAGUUAAUCAACAGAAGCCAGUCAAAGAUGAUCAAUUAACUAUGGACGUGUCACCUCAGGACUAUUUCAAAUACACUGGAAACAGACUGGCUCAUGACCAAAAUUUGAACUUUGUAAACAUGUUUUCCUCAGAUAAUGUAAGGUUAACGGGCUAUUUAGGAGCUGGCAGAUGGGAUAAGAAGGUGAUUUCAGAAGUUUUCAUAAAUUGGUAUCUGAGAUGUGAUACCAAGCCCAUUAACUCGCCCCAAUUACCUCCCAAAUGUCCCCUGGGUAUGCUGUGGGAGGAAUACUACUUAAUAAAUAGAGAAGGUUACAUUCAUGACGUCUUGAGAUAA